ACAUGGCUACCGUUAAUGUAAACACAGGAAUACCAAUACCUGUUACAUUACAUUCUUAGAAAAAUUAUUCUUUCGCUAAUCUUCAAUGUCAAGUUUUUUUCAAUUCGACUGAUAAAUAUUUUCAUAAACAGCUGUAGUUAAAAUAAAGUGUAAUUACUUGUAAUAUUCAAUAUUUGAUAUUUGAAAUAAUGGAAAAUACAUUUAAUGAUUGUGUAAACAUGCUUAAAGAAAAUACUAGUCAUAUCUUUCAAACAGCAAUACAAACCUUAUAUAAAAUCUGUGAUAACAUAGUUAAAUUUCCAAGUGAUGAAAAAUAUAGAAAACUUCGUAUCGCAAAUCCUGUUAUAAGUGAAAAAUUAUUACCAGCUAUUGGAGCUACUGAGUUUUUAUUUGAAUUGGGCUUCGUAGAGGAUGAUGAAUUUUUCUUACUUCCAUCAAAUUUUUCAAGAAUUAAACUCGAAAAUGCGUUAAAAUUACUAAAAGAUUUAAAAAAUUUAGAAACUUUACCUAAAAAAAAUAAUGCAAUAAAAUCACUUCAUUUCACAAAUAAAAACCCACAACGAAAUUCGUUUUUUAAAACAAUACAAAGCCAUUUCGAAAGUGUUUUAAAUUAUGAAAACUCUGAACUUCAAAAAAAGGCAAAUUCAUGCAUUCCGAUUGAUAAACUAAAGUUGAAUGCAGUAAAACAGUUACGAGUAAUUCAAAAAGAAAUAAUACUUAAUUCUAAUAAUGGAAAAAAUUCAACAGAAGAAUCACAAGUAUCAAUUGAAGAACUUUUGUUAAGAGAAGUCAUGCACUGGUUUAAGAAUGAAUUCUUUACAUGGAUGGAUAGUCCAAAAUGUAAAUCUUGCACUCAAGUGUGUACAUUUAAUAGAAAUGAAUUCAGAAAUGAUCCAAGAAUAUCUAGAGUCGAAAUUCAUAUGUGUAAACAAUGUAAUACAGAAGAAGAAUUUCCACGAUACACAGACUCGGAAAUACUUUUGAAAACAAGAACAGGUCGUUGUGGUGAGUGGGCAAACACUUUUACGUUAAUAUGUCGUUCUCUUGGAUAUGAAGCACGGAUAGUUUACGAUCAAACUGAUCAUGUAUGGACAGAAGUUUGGCUAAUUAAUUCACAUCGAUGGGUCCAUGUCGAUCCAUGUGAAGAUACUUAUGAUCGUCCUUUACUUUAUGAAAAAGGUUGGAAUAAAAAAUUAUCUUAUAUCAUAGCCUUUUCUAAAGAUGAAAUUCAAGACGUUACUUGGCGUUACACACGAAAUCAAGCAAACGUCAUGAAGAGAAGAAAAAUCUGUUCAGAAGAACAUCUUUUAGAUUUGAUUAUUAAUCUCAAUGAAGAACGAUUGAAGUUUUUAACGCAACAAGGAUGUAGUGAAGCUCGAAAUCGUUUUAUAAUUAAAAGAAGAUUAAUGGAACUAGUCGAGUUUUUGCCAGCACCUCCAGGUAUGGUCAAACCUGACCAACAAAAUGACACAAAUGAGUAUGGUGGAAGAAUUUCUGGAAGUACUGCUUGGAGAGCUGCUAGAAAUGAAAUUUCAGAAAUACGCCAUGACCAUGUAUGGGAAGUUCCGAAAGACACAAAAACAUUCCACUUGCAAUAUUUUGUAGUUGAAAACAAAUACUACACUCUCAAUGAUAAUAAUGAAGUUUUAACUGUCAAACAAAGUUGGGAAGCAGGAGUAAACUCAUGUGUCGGUGGUAUUUUUCGAAAAGAAGAGAAAGAUUGGAAAAUGGUAUACCUCGCAAGAUCACCUGGUAGUCAAAUAGGAAAAAUAACUUGGAGUGUAGCAAUAAAAAACCAAAAAGUUAAUAUCGAGACAUUGGAAUUCAGUGCUGAUACAACAGUUUUUGAAGAUGGUUGUAUAAAGUGGACUAUUCAGGGCAUCAAUAACAAUAAAAUAGUAUCAUUAAAUGUUCCUAGUGACAAAUAUUUCAAAACUGAUCAACUUAAAAAUGUGGAAAGAAUAAAUGUAAUUGCUGAAAUGUCAGGAGGUUCCAAGGAUAUUUCAUGGCAGCAUGCUCAAUUAUUUCGAAAAAGUUUAGAUGCUACAAAAGAAUGUUCAAUGAAAAUAUGUUUAACUUUAAAUAAUAAACAUUGAUUAAAUUUCUUACAAUUUAUUCACAAUCA
Chelonus insularis is the source of this 2125-nucleotide messenger RNA. RefSeq names its product N-glycanase Pngl (gene Pngl). Gene Ontology annotation, biological process: protein quality control for misfolded or incompletely synthesized proteins; glycoprotein catabolic process; protein deglycosylation. Gene Ontology annotation, cellular component: cytoplasm; nucleus; cytosol. Gene Ontology annotation, molecular function: peptide-N4-(N-acetyl-beta-glucosaminyl)asparagine amidase activity. The record is from RefSeq and is a predicted model, not a curated record. The transcript is spliced from 4 exons. Bases 189 to 2096 code for a protein of 635 amino acids. NCBI's taxonomy places the organism in Eukaryota, Metazoa, Arthropoda, Insecta, Hymenoptera, Braconidae.